GCGCCCGCUGCCGCGGACCCUCGGGUCGAUCCCGAGGCGCCCACCGCGUGGACCCUCGGGCCGGCCCCCAGGAGCCCGGCGCCCCGCGCCGACCCGCCGCCCGCAGUGGUCAUGCGGGCGGCGGGGCUCCUGGAGCCCCGCCCGGCCUCGGCGGCCCGGGGGCGGGCUCCACCCAGCGCAGCGGCAUGGCGCCGAGUGCCCUCCGCCGGCUUCUGGCGCGCGCAGGCCGCCCCGACGGGCGGUGCCUUCUCCGACAAGUACCAGGCGGCGAGACCCCGCAGGGCGUUCUCGCCGCCGCCGCGGGAGGCGCCCGGAGGCGAGGAGGCCCCCCCGUCCGCCGCGGGGCCUGGCGGCGGCGGCAGUGCCGCAAGCCACGCGGCGUCCGUAGGCCAAGAAGACCCCUUCUGGCCCGAGGGGCCCAGCGGCGGGGUCCCAGGCGCGGGCCAGUGGGCGGGGUCGCCCGCGCUGGUUCUGCGCAAGGGCCUUGCGCGGGGCGUGACGACGUGA
Molecule: messenger RNA, 507 nt
Organism: Prorocentrum cordatum
Lineage: Eukaryota; Dinophyceae; Prorocentrales; Prorocentraceae
Source: the annotation of a GenBank genome assembly